Podarcis lilfordi (Lilford's wall lizard) is the source of this 792-nucleotide messenger RNA. NCBI's taxonomy places the organism in Eukaryota, Metazoa, Chordata, Lepidosauria, Squamata, Lacertidae. The record is from the annotation of a GenBank genome assembly.
GACAUUUGAAGGCUGGAGCUUAAGGAGAACAGAACAAUGGCAGCCAAACAGCAAGGCAAAAAGAAAGCCAGGGUUCCAAAGAGGAAGAACGUCAACAAGAAGCACCAACAAGCGAGACGGAAUUGGAAGAAGCUCCAGGCUCAAAAACAUAAGAAGAAGCAGCCUCAUUUGAAGCGUCAAGCCAAGAGGACCUCAGCCGCUAAGUCAAGGAGCAGUGGGCAGCCAAGAAAGAUCUGUUCCUCAAAGCUCUUUGCUUCCAAAAUUCUGCGACAGAUUCCCAAGGUGCGCAUGGAGGCCAAGGCCAGAGAUUUGAUAAAGACCUUGUUGGCGGACUUAUACAAUCAUGUGGCGACCCAAGUAGAGGCCUUGAGCCAGAAAGAGGAGCAGGCCCCCAUUAGUGGCGAUGAAGUUCAAGCCGCCUUGAAGGAGGCCAUGGAGAGGGAGUUGGCCAAGCACACGGCCGAACAGCCCACCGCCAUCCCCACCGAGUGCGCUUAGAGAACCAUAUCUCCCCUUCUCCAGCGGCGGCAAGAAGGGACAGGACCAAAGGUUGCCCUGAGAAGAUGCAUACAAUAUUCCAGAGACUUUAAAAAUAUACUGCUGCCUUCAUAAGUCCAAGAAAUCCUGUCGUUUACCACUUUAGAGAUCUUAUCGGACACCGGAUGAAGUGAAUUUGUAUGGAAAAGACAUGAAAGAGAUGGUUUUCAAAAAGAAAAGAACCACAAUUCCAGUAAAGCAGGAUUUUAGCAGCUUUUUUCAGUUCUUCCAAUAAAUCAGAAUUUUAGCAGCUUU